GCGCCCAGCUUCGGCCACGCCCAUUUAUUAUUACGCGGAAGUGAUUUCCCGCGGCGAAUGCUGGGAGGAGUCUGCCGGAAGUGGGGCAGAGAGUGAGCAGCAGCGGAGGAGUAAAAUAUGGCGGACAUGCAGAAUUUAGUUGUUCGCCUUGAAAAGGCAGUGGGGAAGCUGGAGCUUCUUGCAGGAGGUGCAGGCUGUGGCGGCUCAAGCCCUGCAGAGGUGGCACAAUUUGUUCAGGCCUAUGACUCGCUCCUCAAUGCAUCUGUUGGAGACUUUUUGAAACUCAGCAAGGAGAUUGGCGGCGAUGUUCAGAAGCAAGCAGAGCUUGUAAAUGCUGCCGUUAAUUUGCAGCGUGAAGUUUUGGUAAAGGCGUCACAAUUUCAGCAGCCAGAUGAGAAGGAUCUUGCUACUCUACUCGCUCCACUCUCCAGUCAGAUUCAGGCUGUUCAGGACUUUAAAGAGAAGAAUCGAGGUAGCAAACAAUUUAAUCAUCUCUCUGCUAUCAGUGAAAGUGUGUCUGCCCUUGGAUGGGUAGCCGUGGCUCCCAAACCUGGACCAUUUGUGAAGGAAAUGACUGAUGCAGCUAUGUUUUACACCAACAGAGUGUUGAAGGAAUACAAGGAUGUAGAUAAGAAACAUGUAGACUGGGUUCGUGCCUACUUAAACAUUUGGACUCAGUUACAGGCUUAUAUUAAGGAGCAUCAUACAACAGGCCUAAGUUGGCGAAAAACGGGACCAAAGGCUGGUGGUGCUUCACUUGCACCAAGUGUUCCCGCUCCCCCUAGAGCUGGGCCACCACCUCCCCCUGGCGGACCACCUCCUCCCCCACCACCUCCAGCCCCUUCAUCUGCUCCAAGUGAUGACUCCAUUAGUCGAUCCCAACUGUUUGCACAACUCAAUCAGGGAGCGGAUAUCACUAAAGGCCUGAAGCAUGUACCUGAUGAUAUGAAAACUCAUAAAAAUCCUACACUGAAAGCUCCGUCUGGUCCAGUCAGAAGUGGACCUAAACCAUUCACAAGCCCGAAACCAUCACAUGUUGCAUCCCCUGCAGCUAAACCGACUCCUAAGAAAGAGCCUGCCUUGUUGGAGCUAGAAGGCAAGAAAUGGAGAGUGGAAUAUCAGGAGAAUGCCUCCAACCUGGUAAUCGAUGACACUGAACUGAAACAAGUGGUUUACAUCUACAAGUGUGUAAACAGCACCCUGCAAAUAAAGGGCAAGAUCAAUUCCAUCACUGUAGAUAACUGCAAGAAGCUUGGCUUGGUGUUUGAAGAUGCUGUGGGAAUUGUCGACGUAAUCAACUCACGUGAUGUUAAAGUGCAGGUUCUGGGUAAAGUGCCAACAAUCUCGAUCAACAAGACGGAUGGUUGCCAUGUGUACCUAAGCAAGGCUAGCCUUCAUUGUGAGAUCAUCAGCGCCAAAUCUUCAGAGAUGAAUAUUUUGGUCCCAGGGAGCGGAGGAGAAUAUAGUGAAUUUCCAGUGCCAGAACAAUUUAAGACUGUCUGGAAUGGACAGAAGUUGGUUACCACAGUCACUGAAAUUGCAGGAUAGUCGGUCAUUUGCUUGCUGUGACAUGGGCUGGACACCAUGUCCUCCUCAGCCCUCUGUGUUCUCUCUGCUGCUUCUCUUGAGGAUAACUCUAGCUGUAGGGUAGAGACCUGAUCCUUGCAGCCUUACGCUGAUUAAUGUCCUACUGUAACACAUCUAAUUAGUGCCAGAAGUCCACUGAGAGCUGCUUAUGCUAAUCUGCUGUCCCACCCCUCCCAUGCCAAUACAAAGGGUGGGGUUCUGACUGUCUGCUAAACCAUUCUAGGUAGUGGCUGGAUGACCAGUAAACUGUUAAUUGGACCAAAGGUUAUGUGCACUUUCUUAAUGGAUUUUUGUUAACCCCCUUUCAGCACCCAGGGACCAUUACAGUUCCCUCCCACUGAAUAUUGGCUAUUCCUUUUCAGAAUGUCCAGGGUUUACUUUUUUAUACCUAAAUAUCUUCAGAAAUAUGCAAUGAUUUUCCUUCUCUAAAGUACUUUUCCUGGCCUAUCACUUAUGUACUGAUCCACAAACUAAUAUGCCAAUGUGUACUGAAUAUUUUCAAUGUGUUGGCAGGUUCUGUUCCGUCAAUAAUAAGGGAAAAGGAGCAGUCCCUGCACAGACCGUGUAAUAUACACAUUUACAAAUCAAGCAUUUUAUUAAAGAUACAAAGUAAAAUGUA
Rana temporaria (common frog) is the source of this 2206-nucleotide messenger RNA. RefSeq names its product cyclase associated actin cytoskeleton regulatory protein 1 (gene CAP1). Bases 118 to 1548 code for a protein of 476 amino acids. Gene Ontology annotation, biological process: cell morphogenesis; cytoskeleton organization; regulation of adenylate cyclase activity. Gene Ontology annotation, molecular function: actin binding; adenylate cyclase binding. The record is from RefSeq and is a predicted model, not a curated record. Lineage: Eukaryota; Metazoa; Chordata; Amphibia; Anura; Ranidae. The transcript has 13 exons. Gene Ontology annotation, cellular component: cytoplasm.